This is a messenger RNA of Cinara cedri, 804 nucleotides long. Lineage: Eukaryota; Metazoa; Arthropoda; Insecta; Hemiptera; Aphididae. The record is from the annotation of a GenBank genome assembly.
AUGGCCGCCAAAGUACGUAUACGGUCGGACAUUUUCUUCAAGGGAAACACGUCUUACUCGUGUACGACAAUAAUGUCAUAUAAACAGACGCGGUCCACCGAAACGUCGCUUUUAUCUGCGCGUGUUCCUCAGAGGAAAUGACUCUGAGGAAAAUAUUCAACAAAUUUCAAAAAAUUCACGUGUUUAAUAAUGGCAUAAUAUCUUUCGAGACCGUGCAUUGAAAUUCCACGUUUCGGCGAAACGCGUCUGUUUUAAAUUCAAACGAUUUUCCUUUUAAAAACGCGUCUUUCAUAACCUAAACUAACCAAGCCCGACCUGUGAAUCCAUAAUAUUGUCUAACACUAUCGCGCAUUUCAGAUGAUCAUUCUCGCCGCCUGCGUGGCCGCCGCCGUCGCCCAAUACGCCGCCCCAGCUUACCCAGCACCGGCUUACUCCGCACCAAAGGCCUACGCCCCAGAGCCCGCGUACGCCCCGGCCCCGUACAGCUUCGAAUACGCCGUCAACGACCCGACCACCUACGACGUGCACAGCCAGGCCGAAUCCAGCGACGGAAAGACCGUCAAGGGAUACUACAGCCUGAUCGAAGCCGACGGCACCAAGAGGAUCGUCGAAUACACCGCCGACGACUACGGUUUCAACGCCGAGGUCAAGAAGGAAGGCACCCCGUCUUACUCCGCCCCAGCUUACAAAGCCGCCCCAGCCUACAAACCCGCCUACUCGGCACCCGCAUACCCAGCACCAGCUUACCCAGCACCCGCAUACUCGGCACCCGCCUACAAACCAGCCCCGUACAAGGCAUACUAA